Molecule: messenger RNA, 2808 nt
Organism: Patiria miniata (bat star)
Lineage: Eukaryota; Metazoa; Echinodermata; Asteroidea; Valvatida; Asterinidae
Gene: pomgnt2
Product: protein O-linked-mannose beta-1,4-N-acetylglucosaminyltransferase 2-like
Exons: 2
Coding region: 312-2069 (585 amino acids)
Biological process (GO): protein O-linked glycosylation via mannose
Cellular component (GO): endoplasmic reticulum
Molecular function (GO): protein O-acetylglucosaminyltransferase activity; protein binding
Source: RefSeq, a predicted model, not a curated record
ACCCAGUGCGGCGCCCUCUUCAUACGUCAUCUUGUUGGGCAUCUCGUAGACGUACUUGGUGGGUACGGCGAUGGCCUCAGCAAACGUGCCGCUGCGUUGGAAGGCAACAACGCGAUCACCGACCUGUGGAUGUUGAGAACUGAGUUGCAGAUGUAGUGGGUGCGGCUGUGGUCGCCGAGAUACUCAUCUUGGAAGCAAGACAAUGGACUUUUAAUAACCCGUGCUUCUUCGUGGAAUCUCCGAAGUUGCUGCACUGCAGAUGAUUGAUAAGACAUUCAUACCCUUGUGUCCGAAGCUUCCACACCAGUGAAAUGGCUGUGUCAGACUACCUGGCUCUGAUAGUCAUGGCCAUAGCAGCCUGGAGCCAAUACAGAUGCUACUUUCUCCAAGAGGAACUCUCCCGUUGCUCGGAGAAAGAGGAGUUGGGUAAUAAAGUGGUGUCGCAAUCAGAAAUUCAGGAACAUUUAGAUGAUGGUGAAGAGGACCCUCAAAUCGUGGACAGAAGAUUGUUGGCAGGUGGAUCAUCCGUUUGGUGCUCAGGUUCUAACAACACAGACAGGAUGUGUCAGUUUCACAACCUGUGCUUCUCUCAGAAACAUAAGGAGUUUGUCUUCUUAAGUGGUUCUAAGUCAAUCGCUUUCGGGCUUCCUGAGAACCCCUUCGAUCCUGCGCUGGUGGACUUGUCUUCAGUGCCCAACCAUAACACACAGUAUUUUGGAUUCAGUCAUCUGCCAGUGGCGGCGUUGGAAGACACGAACACCGUGGCUGUUUUCAGAGGAAAGCACCUUCUCAUGAAUCGAUUCAACCCGAGUAACAUCAUGCACGUGUUCCACGAUGACCUCCUCCCGCUGUUUUACACCAUGCUUCAGAGUGGACUGAUGGCAAAGGGAGACUUCAAACCCACCGCUAGACUAGUAUUCCUGGAUGGAUAUCCGGCCGGUGAAUUCAUGGACUUGUAUGCCUCUCUGUUCAACUACCGGCCGAUUCUUAGAGAUGAAAUCACGAGCGACUCUGACAGUGCUGACCAGGACAGUUUGGUGUGCUUCGAGGAGGCCUUUGUCGGGUUAUCAAACGUGACAACUUGGUACCAGUAUGGCUUUCAGGUUCCCCAGGGACCGGUUCCAAACACCCUCUUGACAGCCAGGGAGGUGAGGGUCUUUACUUCCUUUGUCCGUAACCAGAUGGGUGCUAGGAGGUGCGAAGCAUCAGAUGAUUACAUUGUGCUGAUCAAGAGAGAAUCAACGAGACUGAUUCUGAAUGAGAUGGAUUUAGUUACCCUUGUUGCACAGGGCACCGGCCUGCGUGUCUUGACGGCAGGACUUGAAGACUACCCCAUCAAAGAUCUGAUAGAGUUGGUGUCUUGCUCCAAGGUUUUGAUAGGAAUGCACGGUUCCCUGUUGAUCCUCUCCAUGUUCCUCCCAGUAGGCUCCAUGCUGUUAGAGCUCUUCCCGUAUGCCAUCAACCCAGACUAUUACACCCCGUACAAGACGCUUGUUCAGCUCCCCGGUAUGGGAGUUGCUUACAGGUCCUGGAGGAACUGGAGCCCGGAUCGGUCUGUUGGGCAUCCCGAUGCACUACCAGCACACGGUGGGAUACGACACCUAAGUCGGCAGGAGCAGAAACAGAUUUUGACAUCGCAAGAGGUUCCCCAGCACCUCUGCUGCUCGAACCCCGACUGGCUCUACAGAAUCUACCAAGACACUGCCGUCGACAUUCCAUCUAUUUUGAACCUGCUUUCAGAAGGUCUUCAAGAGUGCCAACAAUCGAGAACCGAGAUAGCACCUCACUUCCCUGUCUUUCCUAGCAAGGUGGGCGGCAUACAUUGUGACCGAGUUAAAGGGCUUCGUGUAUCAUGGCAACGACCUUGGAAUAUCGAAUACAUGAAUACAAAUGAGGUCAGGUAUGAGCUUUGGACACAGGAGACAGACGGAGACGAUUACAAGGCUUACAUCUUACAACUCGAGGGGUAUACAUUCUCCGAGGGGUAUGAAGACAGCAAAUCCUACCGUGUCUGGGUAAGGUGUUUGGUGGGGAGCAUCAAGGGGCCGUUUUCUAGUGUCGUUUGCUGACAGCUGAACAUGUAAACCUUCAGUCUUUCGUCUUUAAUAUUCAGUGCAACUACACACAUGUUCAGCUCCCACAUGCAGUGAAUAUCUGUCCAAGGUGGAAUUUAUAUGAUCAAGUUAAACAUUUAAAACUGUGGCGAUUGUAAGUUGCUCUGUGAGCUUCUUAUAAUGAAUAGCACAGUGUUCUCUCAAAUAUUUACCAAAGAAAGAAACCUCGCUUGCUGUAUCAGAGCUUGUACAAAAGGACUGUUUGAACUGAUUUUUUUCCCCAAAUGUAUACAGUUCCAAGGGGAGGGGGACGGUUGUGGCCAUAUAAAACCAAUUUAAACCACAGCAGCCCAGGGACCUCAGGAGCUUGGUCGGUCAAGCAAAUAGAAUGUAAUGACAUCCCGGUUGCCUUCCAAGGGAAUAACACCAAGGGAAUAACACCAAGGGAAUAACACCAAGAGUGCACGUCCUAAGUUGGGUGGUCGAGCUCUGAAGGUUAACGACACUGGUGUUAGUCACCAAUGAGCUACUUCUCUUAUAAUUUAAAUCAAUAUUUGUCCCCCCCCCCCCGAAUCCGAUGCUUGUCUCUUUCCAACAGCUUUUUUUGCCCAGGCAGAAACUAAAAUUAUGUGAAGUGGAUGAUUUGUUCUGCCUGAUUCCAUUUAUAACUGGAAGACAUCCUUUUACCUAGUGUUCAGUUAGGCCAAAAAAAUAAAAUAGUCGGUCUCUGGUCAGACCGAAGUUCCGGAAUUGA